AUGGCGGCCUCGCACGGGAGCCACCCCCGGCAGCGAGUGACAGCCAGUGCACAUGGCUGGGGACACCGGGAUGGCCGGGAAUCCCAGACCCUCGGCCUCGCUGGUGCCCAGACCACCCAGCUCCUCGUGGAGCCCCUUUGGAGGCCAGCAGUGGAGUGGGACCAGGUGACACUGACCUGCCAGGGCUUGGGGACCGCCGGUGACACCACCUGGUACAGGGACGGGCAGCGCUGGUGGCAGAAGGGAGGCGACCACUUCACUGUCACCAAGAGUGGCACCUACACGUGUGAGAGACCCGACACUGGGCUCAGCCCACCCGUGACAGUCUUAGAUGACUAUCUGGUGCUGCAGGUGCCGGUGCUGGCGCUGCUGGAGGGGGACACAGUGACACUGCGCUGCCGGGGCUGGCGGAACCGCAGGGUCACCAGGGUGUCCUUCGUCUGCGAGGGGCAGGAACUGGGGAGACUCCGUGAUGGGACCGUGCUCUCCCUGUCCCCUCUGCAGCUACAGCCCAGCGGCAGCUACCACUGCAAGGGCCUGGUGGAAUACUGGGCAUCAGGGAAGUUUCGGGAGUCGUCGCCAGUGACAGUGACAGUGCACGAGCUCUUCUCAGUGCUGGUGCUGGAGGGUCCCCCCGAGCCCACCCUGGGGUCGCCCCUGACUCUCAGCUGCCUCAGCACCCCCAGCCCCCUGCGGCCCAGACCCCUCCUGCACGUGUUCUACCUGGACGGGCAGGUGCUGGGGGGCCCGCAGGUGUCCCCACAGCUGCUGGUGCCCUCCGUGGGGGUCUCCCACUCGGGGAAUUACAGCUGCCAGGUGCGCUCCGAGGGCGGGGCCGUCUGGAAGAGCAGUGCCCGGCUCUGCGUCACGGUGCUCAGGGUCCCACUCUCAGGGGUGUCCCUGUCAGCGCAGCCUCCUGGGGGACAGGUGGCACUCGGGGACAGCCUGGUGCUGAGCUGCGAAGUGGCGGCGGGGACAGGUCCCCGGUCCUUCUCCUGGCACCGGGAGGGCUCAGGGGCACCGCUGGGCACCGGCCCCCGCCUGGAGCUGCAGCACGUUGGGGACAAUGACAGCGGCCAGUACCGGUGCCGGGUCAGCGACGGGGACAGCGUGGCUGAGAGUGACCCCCUGAAAGUCACCGUCCUGGUGCCCGUGGCCAAUGCCACCAUCACCCUCAGUCCCCUGUCACACCAGGUGCACGCAGGUGACAACGUCACCCUGCACUGUUCGGUGCAGGUGGGCUCAGCCCCUGUCACCUUCACCUGGCUGCACAAUGGGCAGGAGGUGGCCCGGGGUCCCCUCCUGGAGCUCAGGGACAUCGAUGUGGGACAUUCGGGCACCUACCAGUGCGUGGCCACCAACCAGCUGGGACAGGACGGGCACCGCGUGUUCAGGUCACUCAGCCCAGAGCUGGAACUGGAGGUGACACCUUGGUCACCCUGGGUCACAGCUGCCAGGAAAUCCAAGGACAAGUGA
This is a messenger RNA of Haemorhous mexicanus (house finch), 1476 nucleotides long. Its product is annotated as Fc receptor-like protein 3. Gene Ontology annotation, molecular function: transmembrane signaling receptor activity. NCBI's taxonomy places the organism in Eukaryota, Metazoa, Chordata, Aves, Passeriformes, Fringillidae. The record is from RefSeq and is a predicted model, not a curated record. Gene Ontology annotation, biological process: cell surface receptor signaling pathway.